Messenger RNA from Cynocephalus volans (Philippine flying lemur), 1592 nucleotides. It is a transcript of the gene PRDX3, whose product is annotated as peroxiredoxin 3. The record is from RefSeq and is a predicted model, not a curated record. The transcript is spliced from 7 exons. Gene Ontology annotation, molecular function: thioredoxin peroxidase activity. Gene Ontology annotation, cellular component: cytosol; mitochondrion. Lineage: Eukaryota; Metazoa; Chordata; Mammalia; Dermoptera; Cynocephalidae. The coding region runs from base 55 to 828 and encodes 257 amino acids. Gene Ontology annotation, biological process: cellular response to stress; hydrogen peroxide catabolic process; cell redox homeostasis.
GGCCCCGCCUCCCCUGCAUCUCUGCCAGCCCCGCGGUUCCCGCGCACGCUGAAGAUGGCGGCCGCUGUAGGAAGGUUGCUCCGGGCCUCGGUUGCCCGACAUGUGAACGCUGUUCCUUGGGGCAUUUCUGCCUCUGCAGUCCUUAGGCCUGCUGCUUCUGGAAGAACAUGCUUGACAAACAUGUUGUGGUCUGGUUCUGGUCAAGCAAAGUUUGCCUUUAGCACCAGUUCCUCAUACCAAGCUCCUGCUGUCACCCAGCAUGCGCCCUAUUUUAAGGGUACAGCUGUUGUCAAUGGAGAGUUCAAAGAACUAAGCCUUGAUGACUUUAAGGGGAAAUAUUUGGUGCUUUUCUUCUAUCCUUUGGAUUUCACCUUUGUGUGUCCUACAGAAAUUGUUGCUUUUAGUGACAAAGCCAAUGAGUUCCACGAUGUGAACUGUGAAGUUGUUGCAGUCUCAGUGGAUUCCCACUUUAGCCAUCUUGCCUGGAUAAAUACACCAAGGAAGAAUGGCGGUUUGGGCCACAUGAACAUCGCACUCUUGUCAGAUUUAACUAAACAAAUUUCCCGAGACUACGGGGUGCUGUUAGAAGGUCCUGGUCUUGCUCUGAGAGGGCUCUUCAUAAUUGACCCCAAUGGAGUCAUCAAGCAUCUGAGUGUCAAUGAUCUCCCAGUGGGCCGAAGUGUGGAAGAGACCCUCCGCUUGGUGAAGGCGUUCCAGUUUGUGGAAACCCAUGGAGAAGUCUGCCCAGCAAACUGGACACCGGAUUCUCCUACAAUCAAGCCAAGUCCAACUGCUUCCAAAGAGUACUUUGAGAAGGUAAAUCAGUAGAUCAUCCAGUGUACCUGGAGCUUCUCACACCAGAAAAGAACCACAGCUGAAACCCACUUUUAGCAUUUCAAAGAUGUUUAUUUAUACAAAGCAAAAAAACAAUCAUGCUUAUAUUCAUAAGUAUUACUCUAAACAUUUUGUUUUUGUAACACUGGCUAAGGCUCUUUAAACAUGGCUAGGUGCUAAUAUGAGGAGUCAUCUGUUGGUAACAUCUUGGUGGCUAGCUAGUUUCUACAGAGCACCUAAUUCACCUGUUUCUUAGACCAUGUCUUCAUUGGGUAAAUGCUCUUCCUUCUUAGCCUUACUUGAACCUUUGUCUACAUCAAAGUAGUACAGCAAGCAUUGAAAGCUUCUGAUCAAGGGUCCUGAAAUUUUCUUCUUGAUUUUCUUCAUUAAACGGAAUUUUCUUUCAAGGUAACAAAGAUCAUAUUUUAGCUUGUUAGCAUCAGCAGUGUAACUUAACCCUCAAAAUGGAUAUAUAUGUGAUUGAAACAAAUGUGAAUCAUGUUAUGAAAAAACACGGUGGCAAAGUGACUUAACUGAUCCCGCAUGGUCCCCACCCCUGACGUGUAUAUUCCAUACUGACUAUACUCAUUUUAUUCAUUAGCUGACUUAGUAUCUACAUGCAUUUCUAGACAUUGAUAAGAUGUCAUUAUAAAGGAUAUUUAUUGAAUCCAGGGAAUGAAUUUGAAAUCACUGUAAUGAUUUUCUUUCUUUAAGUCUUCGAUGUGAAAUACCUAAUAAAAAAUAAACAUAUUUUAAAA